Amphimedon queenslandica is the source of this 508-nucleotide messenger RNA. RefSeq names its product cytochrome P450 3A19-like. The transcript is spliced from 3 exons. Gene Ontology annotation, molecular function: heme binding; oxidoreductase activity, acting on paired donors, with incorporation or reduction of molecular oxygen; steroid hydroxylase activity. The record is from RefSeq and is a predicted model, not a curated record. Lineage: Eukaryota; Metazoa; Porifera; Demospongiae; Haplosclerida; Niphatidae. Bases 24 to 332 code for a protein of 102 amino acids.
CUAUACCUGCUGGUUGUUCUAUCAUGAUACCCAUUCAGGUCCUCCAUCAAUCAGUUGAACAUUGGGAACAGCCUGAGCUCUUUAGACCAGAAAGGUUUAGUCCUGAUGAGAAGGAGUCACGUCAUCCUAUGUGUUAUAUGCCAUUUGGUGCUGGUCCUCGUAAUUGUAUUGGUAUGAGGUUUGCAUUGAUGGAAGCUAAAAUGUGUCUAAUGAACUUAUUGAAGAAAUACAAGUUUGAGAGAGCACCAGACACACAAGUUCCGUUAAAAACUCGUAUUGGUAUUACACAGUCACCAGCUGAUGGAAUAUUUCUAAAAGUGCUACUGAAAUGAACUUUUUAAAAUUUAAAUAAACUCAGCUAUGAAUUAGAUAUAUUUUUUAAUUAGCUUCCAGAGCUCUUGUCAUCACAGUGGGAGAUCAGUUGAGGAUUUAUACUUAUUAUGAAUUGAUACUUUUAUGUCAUGUAGAAUUUGAUAUUAAAAGGGAAAUAUUAAUACAAGCACAAUUA